UAUAUAUAUAUAUAUAUAUAUAUACAUACACACACACACAAACACACACAUACAUAAUCAGUGAAAAGGUGAGGUAGCCUUCAUUUUUGGUUUAAUAUCGCAUGGCCGCUGUUCCUCCCGGCCCGGUGCUAGUGGCCUACCAAGGCGGGACACCAGCAGUCCCAGUUUGGCUAAACAAAGGAGAUAAUGCAUGGCAGAUGAUAUCCGCCACGCUAGUUGGCCUCCAAAGCGUGCCAGGCUUAGUUAUCCUCUACGGUAGCAUUGUCAAGAAAAAGUGGGCUGUGAAUUCAGCUUUCAUGGCCCUCUAUGCAUUUGCUGCCGUGGUUAUCUGCUGGGUCAUUUGGGCCUACAGGAUGUCCUUCGGCCAUAAGCUUUUGCCUUUUUGGGGCAAAGCGGGGCCUGCCUUGGGCCAAAAGUUUCUAGUGAAUCAAGCUCUUCUUCCUCAAACAACACAGUUCUAUGAUAAUGGUCGGGUGGAGACGGCUAUGUUGGCACCGUUUUAUCCUAUGGCGUCUAUGGUUUGGUUUCAGUGCGUGUUUGCGGCGAUCACGCUGAUUAUAUUAGCAGGGUCAGUCCUGGGGAGGAUGAAUAUAAAAGCGUGGAUGGCUUUUGUACCGCUUUGGCUCACUUUCUGUUAUACAGUGGGUGCAUUUAGCUUGUGGGGUGGAGGUUUCUUGUUUCACUGGGGAGUUAUGGACUAUUCUGGGGGUUAUGUUAUUCACCUUUCUUCAGGGAUUGCUGGUUUCAGUACCGCCUUUUGGGUGGGGCCAAGACCAAAAAAGGACAGAGAGAGAUUUCCUCCAAACAAUGUGCUACUGAUGUUAGCAGGGGCAGGCUUGUUGUGGAUGGGAUGGGCAGGUUUCAACGGUGGAGAUCCAUACGCUGCCAAUGUUGACUCUUCCAUGGCUGUUCUAAAUACCAAUAUUUGUGCAGCUACUAGUCUUCUCGUUUGGACUUGGCUUGAUGUUAUUUUCUUCAAGAAACCCUCCGUUAUUGGUGCUGUCCAGGGCAUGAUCACAGGUCUUGUUUGCAUCACUCCUGGUGCAGGUCUUGUGCAAGGAUGGGCAGCGAUAGUGAUGGGAAUUCUAUCAGGCAGCGUUCCAUGGUUCACCAUGAUGAUCAUUCACAAGAGAUGGACGCUGCUUCAACAUAUUGAUGACACACUAGGCGUGUUUCAUACCCAUGCAAUUGCGGGACUUCUUGGCGGUGUCCUAACCGGUCUCUUUGCUGAACCUCAGCUCUGUGCAAUGUUUUUGCCCGUAACAAACUCAAGAGGAGGCGUCUAUGGAGGUUCCGGGGGGAUCCAGAUCCUGAAACAAUUAGCAGGCGGCGCUUUCAUAAUUGGAUGGAACCUUGUCGUCACAUCGAUUAUAUGUGUAGCUAUAAACCUAGUAAUCCCACUGCGUAUGUCAGAGGAACAGUUAUCAAUUGGAGAUGACGCGGUGCAUGGCGAGGAGGCGUACGCUCUUUGGGGUGAUGGAGAGAAGUACGAUUCAACCAAGCAUGGGAUGUAUUCAGAUGAUACCUCGCAGAACAAGGCUUCAACUGGAGCUACACAGGAGGUUUAGUUAAACUUUACAGGGUCAAACAUCAAAAGGAUAGAUCUGAACAAAUUGCAGAACAAACAUUCAAGUUGUCGUGUUAUCAAGCACUGGUUAGGUCUUUCCUCAAAAAAGGCACUUUGACAUUUGUGCAUAUAUCUAUUCCUUAACCUCUCCGUCGUCAAUGCAUAAUAUGUACACGUCAACGAGUCUUCGUUGUCUCGUGGAUUAUUUUUUUUUUUUUUUACAAUUAAAAUUGUCACUUGUCAAGAUUUUAAUUUUAAAAUUAAAAAUUUAAUACUUUAUGGAAUGAGUGUUUGUCUGUUGAGUUGUUUUAAGUUUUAUUUUCCAAUAAAAUUAA
Messenger RNA from Durio zibethinus, 1902 nucleotides. Its product is annotated as ammonium transporter 3 member 1-like. Lineage: Eukaryota; Viridiplantae; Streptophyta; Magnoliopsida; Malvales; Malvaceae. The record is from RefSeq and is a predicted model, not a curated record. Gene Ontology annotation, cellular component: plasma membrane. Gene Ontology annotation, biological process: ammonium transmembrane transport. Gene Ontology annotation, molecular function: ammonium channel activity.